Aphanomyces invadans is the source of this 773-nucleotide messenger RNA. RefSeq lists its product as hypothetical. Lineage: Eukaryota; Oomycota; Saprolegniomycetes; Saprolegniales; Verrucalvaceae. Bases 16 to 645 code for a protein of 209 amino acids. The transcript has 4 exons. The record is from RefSeq and is a predicted model, not a curated record.
CUCGCUCACUUACGGAUGAAUUCUGUUGGCCGAACCGCUCACAGGAUGCCGCGGAAGUUCGCGCUUGAUGCGUUUUGCUUGCGCCAGUUCGACGACCCAAACUAUAAAGGGACGCAGCUGCAUCAUGACAAGAUGGCGUUUGAGGCCAAGAUCAACGAACUCUUCGACAACAACGACGUGGCCCUCGUCGAUGGCUACGCUCCCUUUUGCAAGCACUUGUUUGUUCCCAACUUUGUUGGCGCGCGUUUGAGUUCUGCGACGAUUACUCCUGACAAUGCGCACUUGUUGCAAAGCGACUACAUCUCGCGCGUGCCUACCGAGCUGCCCGUGCUGACGCGAUGGUUUCCGCUGUCGCAAGUUACUCCUGGAAUUGCGACAUACCUCGACGUGAUUCUGUACAGCCGUGAGCAAAUUGAGGCCGAGCACCGCGCCACCGGCCAUACCCCCGACACAGUCAACGCUGACGUUCCGUGGGGCAUCAUUUCGGUGAAAGCGCAGAACGUGCCACACGAACUCCCCAUGAACCCUAUCACGAUGAUGCGGAAUGCACUCGGCAAGGAUGAAGGCGGGUCCGGCGUCCCGCUCAAGCGUGAAGCGUACUUGGAAGCCGUGGCGUACUGGUCCAAGAAUGCGGUGAUCCAGUGAUGCAGAUCCCCCCGUGUGGUUGCGGUGUGCGGUGCCGCGCCUUGUGGGGCGGCUCAUCUUGUUCACGCGACAUUGCAUCGCGAUGACAGUUAUAUUUUUGGCCAAUCAAACGCAUCUUCAUGGAAAUA